Messenger RNA from Manduca sexta (tobacco hornworm), 1468 nucleotides. RefSeq names its product odorant receptor Or1 (gene Or-16). NCBI's taxonomy places the organism in Eukaryota, Metazoa, Arthropoda, Insecta, Lepidoptera, Sphingidae. Bases 176 to 1381 code for a protein of 401 amino acids. The record is from RefSeq and is a predicted model, not a curated record. The transcript has 8 exons. Gene Ontology annotation, biological process: sensory perception of smell; detection of chemical stimulus involved in sensory perception of smell. Gene Ontology annotation, cellular component: plasma membrane. Gene Ontology annotation, molecular function: odorant binding; olfactory receptor activity.
AUUUGUGAAAGUAAACUACUGGUAAUUUGAUGUGAUUACAUAAACACUAUUCAAUCCGUUUCACUAUGCAGAUUGUCCGAUACACGCCAAUUACUCCAUAAUUUUCAUCGUUUCAAUGUGAUUGUUUCCAACCCGUUAGGUACAUUAAAAUAAUUACAGAUAUUGGACAUUGGAAAUGGAUGUCUGUAUUAUGUAUUUAGCAGUGUCUGAACAACUGACGAUGACUCUAAAUUCUGAAGAUCUAUACCUCAAUAGAGCCAAAUUCGUAAUGAAAUUUUUGGGUGUAUGGGUCCCACCUAAUGACGAAAAUAUUAUCCGAAAAUUGUACAGAUAUUUUAUGAUAUCAUUACAAUAUCUGUUUUUAAUAUUUCAAAUUAUUUAUAUUAUUCAAGUAUGGGGUGAUCUCGAGGCGGUAUCUCAAGCGUCUUACCUGUUGUUCACGCAAGCUUGCCUUUGUUUCAAAGUUACUGUGUUCCAUGUCAAUGUAGAUUUACUAAAAGAGCUCUUGCUUCAAAUGAAUGGAGAGACAUUCAGAGCGCAGUCUUUCGAUCACGAGAAAAUUUUGGAAUCUCAAGCUGCUCGGAUUAAAAGGCUCUUAUUGGCAUUUAUGAUAAGCUCUCAACUGACUUGCGGGAUGUGGGCUGUGAAGCCGUUGUUUGACGACGUUGGCAGCAGAAAAUUUCCUUUCGAUAUGUGGAUGCCGGUAACUCCAGAAAGUUCGCCGCAUUACCACAUAGGUUACACUUUCCAGCUUGUUACAAUUUGUAUGAGCGCCUAUAUGUAUUUUGGAGUGGACAGCGUUGCUCUAUCCUCCGUUAUUUUUGGCUGCGCCCAGAUUGAAAUUAUUAAGGACAAACUUAUGAGUAUUCAACCGGUAGAUAAAAAUGCGAAUGAUGCGAUUAAUGCUUUUAGUGAUAACUAUCAACAAUUAGUGAAUUGCAUCAAACACCAUCAAGCUAUAGUUAGAUUCACUGACACGGUUGAAAAUGCGUACCACACGUUCUUGCUGUUUCAAUUAGUCGGUAGCGUCGGAAUUAUUUGCAUGUCGGCUCUUAGAAUUUUAGUUGUGGAUCCGCGAAGUAUGCAGUUUUUCUCCAUAGUAAGUUAUUUGUCGGUUAUGAUAAGCCAGUUAUUCGUGAGUUGUUGGUGCGGACACGAGCUUACAGCCACUAGUGAAGAUUUACACACAACUCUCUAUAUGUGUGCUUGGAAAGAUCAAAACACCAAGUUUCAGAAAGAAUUGUGCUUUGCGAUGUUGCGCAUGAGUCGCCCGUUGGUCCUUCGAGCCGGGCACUAUAUUGCUCUUUCGAGGCAAACUUUUAUAAUGAUACUCCGCAUGUCGUACUCGUAUUUUGCAGUGCUGAAUCAAACAGUGAAUUAAACUGGUGGAAAUGUAGAAACGCACUUUUUCUUUUGUGUAGGAAAAUUUACUUUAUUGUAGUAGGUAUCUAAAUAACAAUAAAGAACU